Peromyscus californicus insignis is the source of this 1806-nucleotide messenger RNA. RefSeq names its product PARP1 binding protein (gene Parpbp). NCBI's taxonomy places the organism in Eukaryota, Metazoa, Chordata, Mammalia, Rodentia, Cricetidae. The record is from RefSeq and is a predicted model, not a curated record. Gene Ontology annotation, cellular component: chromatin. Gene Ontology annotation, biological process: negative regulation of double-strand break repair via homologous recombination. Bases 81 to 1802 code for a protein of 573 amino acids. The transcript has 11 exons.
CAAACCUUGGCCCUCCGGCGUCCUGGCUGCUGCGCGGCUCCUCCCUCGGCUCGCACCCCCUUGGCUCCCCGGACUAGAGAAUGGCUGCGCUUAAUCAGAUGUCUGUCUUGGAUAUGAUUAAAGAGUUUAGGAGGAAUUGGCGUGCUCUUUGUAACUCUGAGAGAACGACUUUAUGUGGUCCAGACUCCAUGCUCUUGGCAUUACAGCUUUCCAUGGCAGAAAACAACAAGCAGCACAAUGGAGAAUUUACAGUCUCUCUCAGCGAUGUCUUACUGACAUGGAAAUACUUCUUACAUGAAAAACUGAACUUGCCCACUGAAAGUAUAAAAGUGGUUGACCACUAUGAAGACAUUAAGAAAACAUAUGAUGAUUUCUUGAAGAAUAGUAAUAUGCUAGAUCUGAUUGAUGUUUAUCAGAAAUGUAGCAACUUGACUUCUAGUUGUGAGAAUACCAUGAUAUCUUCAAGUCAACUGCGGGAUUUUCUGUCUGGCACACGGUGUGCAGUCAAUGAUGAAACUAAUUCUCACGUACCAGCAUCCCCAGUGAAAUGUAGCCAGGAUGGUGAACAGGUACGGCUAUUGGCAAGGAAAAUCUUCUUUUCCUAUUUGGGUCUGCUAGUGAAUUCCAAGAAUGACCUGGCUCUGGCUCAUGUUCUCAACGUCCCUGAUCGAGGACUGGGGAGAGAGGCCUUCACCACCUUGAAGCAUGCUGCUCGAGAGAAACAACUGUCUAUGUUUUUGAUGGCCACAUCAUUUAUUAGAACAUUAGAGCUUGGAGGGAAAGGAUAUGCACCAUCACCAUCAGAUCCUUUGCGGGCACAUGUAAAAGGGCUGUCUGAUUUUAUCAAUUUCAUUGACAAGUUAGAUGAAAUUCUUGGAGAGAUACCCAAUCCAAGCCUGGCAGGGGGUCGGAUAUUAUCGGUGAUAAAGAUGCAUCUGAUCAAAGGCCACAGCAGUGGAGAUCCUUUCUAUAAAGCAGUAGAGGAAGUUGUUCGGGAUUUGGAUUUGAGGAUUAAAAAUAUUAUCAAUUCUCAAGAAGGUGUAGCUGUCAGCACCACCAACAUCAGUCCUGUACCGCCAAAAUCUUUUGCCAUAAACCAUGAUACUGCAUACUGUGGCAGAGAUGCUGUGAAAAUUUUACUGGUUCUUUUGGAUGAAGAUGCAGCCAGUGCUCCCACCAGAAACAGAGCAGAGCUUUUAUAUAAUGACGAGAGUACAGUUCCACACAAUGGAACUUCUCUUCUUACACUCUUUAGGUCUCCCACACAAGCGAAUAAUACAUCAAUUAAACCCCUCAGAGAGCGAAUCCAUAAGUCAGUGCAAGCAGAAAAAAUUAAGAUGAGGCAGACCUUAAUUAGAUCACAGUUCGCUUGUACUUACAAAGAUGACUACAUGACAAGCAGGAAUCGGUGGAAUGUUAAUUCACCCUCAAAGCCGUUGUGUGCUCUUCACUUGGAAAACGAUAUUGCUGAAGGUGCACACUCCUCUGUUGGAAGAGCAAGAAUUGAAACAAGUUCUGAAAAUGUGCAUCUGGACAGAAGUAAAGAUGACAAAAUCCCCAGAAAAUCUGCAGAAAAUAGAGUAUCGAAAAGGAAGCAGGUGGACGUAGACAGUGACAGUAUUCACCGGGAUAAUGGACGUGAACCAUCCCGACACCGAAAUGUGAAGUUGCCUAAAGUACCCGAUGACUCACACAAGAAGGCUGGUGGCAAACUGGCCGGAGGAGCAAAGGGCAGUAGGUGUGCUGCCGGGGGCAAGCUGAUUCCUGGCCAGACCAAGCUAACUCAGUUUUUUAGGCUGUGAUUUU